AUGUCCAAUCCAAGGCCAAAUAGAAAUAUAAAUCCAAAUCUUGCACCCAAUAGGAGACAAGCGCCAGGAGGAACACCCGCUUCAAUAUCCACUUCAGGAUCUUCAGAUGCAUUGUCUGGUUCUUCGCAGCAUCUAGCAUCACAACAAACACAACAACAAAAUUCGCAACCACAACCUCAACAGCAGCAGCAGCAACAACAACAACAACGUAGACAAGGUGGAGGGACUGGAUUUUCUUCUGCUGAUUUAAAUCGUAUUGUUUUAGAGUAUUUAAGUAAGAAAGGAUAUCAUAGGACCGAACAAAUGUUAAGAGCAGAAAGUAGUCGCACAUUAACACCUUUGAACAAAGCGCAACCGGGCACAACGUCAAAUAAUCAGUUACCAAAUAUACCAGGCGAUAGAAAUGUAGAUUUGCCGGUAAGCAAUCCACCAAAUAUACUGCCUAAUACUCGAAUUAAUAAUAAUAAUAAUAAUAGUAAUAAUAAUAACAAUAAUAACAAUAAUAACAAUAAUAACAAUAAUAACAAGAAUAAUAAUAAUAAUAAUAAUAACAAGAAUAAUAAUAACGACAACAACAAUGCCGAUAAAAACACAGGUAUGAAAAGAGAUAUCAAUGGUCACAUGAUCAAUAAGAUUAGGCCAGUCACAGCUGAUGACUACAUACGUGCUUAUUCGUUAUUAAAAAAAUGGGUUGACUCAUCAUUAGAAAUUUACAAGACUCAAUUAGAAAGAAUAUUGUACCCAAUUUUCGUUUACACAUUUUUAUAUUUGAUUAAAAAGGACUAUCCAUUACAUGCAAGGAAAUUUUUUGAUAGAUAUAGUACUGAUCACAGGAUUUAUCAUGGUAAUGAUAUUAAUAAAUUGUUUAGCGUGAAUUCUUUAGACCAUUUGAAGGAAAAUGAAUUAGCUGUAACUUUUUUAGAUAACAAAUAUAAAAUCUCAGUUACAAGGACUGUUUUCAAUUUAUUAUUGUUUUUCUUAACUGAGAAUGAAGCAGUUGGCACUUCAUUGUUAAUUAGCAUUGUUAAUGAUCAUUUAGAUCCUAAUAUUGUUGAAAGUAUCACUUCUAAGAAUGAUAUCACAGGCGGUAUUGUAAUAUCCACCGUAAGUGAAGAUGUCAAUGCGUUUAAUAAGCAACAAGUUAAGUUAGGUAACUUACCAUUGGAUGAAGUAUUUGCUAAGGAGGUUGAGUACGAGUUAAAUAAAAAAGAUGAGCAAGAAAAGGAAGAAUCUGAGAAGCUUGGCAGGGAACCACCAUCUCGUACCUUAGUUGAUGAAUUUAAACAAAUGAAUGGAUCAGCACAACAAAGUAACGGGCAGGGCAAGGAAACAGAUGAUAAUAAUAAUAACAACAGCAGUAAUCCGGUUGAGUAUGAAGCAACCGAUAGCAAUGUUCGUGCAGAAAUAUCUAAAGAAGGUAAUACGAAUAUCAACAUCGCUAAUACGGCCCCUACUGGUGGUGCACUAUCGGUCUUUGAUAAAAAGAGAUCAUCUCUACCUCCGAUGGCUAAAUCACAGGAAGACUGGAAGAAGGAAGAACAAGAACAACAAAAAAACUUGACAAUAAGUGUUAUGGAGCAAAAAAAAAAAUUAGAUUCGCCAGAUAGAAAUGCGUUACCUCUACCACCUAAAACAGCCUUAGAUAUUAAAUUGGAAAUUCAGAAAGUUUAUGAAUCGAGAGACUCCAUUAAAUUAAAUCGAUUUCAAGUAACUUCGCCAAGUGUCGUAAUGUACACUUUCCAUAAUACCAACGGUGAGAUGACAUGUUUGAAUUUUAGUGAUGAUUCUACAAUGGCAGCCACAGGGUUUCAAGAUAGUAUCAUUAAGGUUUGGAGUUUAGAUGGACAGCCUUUGAAAAGUAAAAUGGAAAACGAUGAUCUUAACUCUAAGUUUAUGGAAUGUAGAACACUAAUAGGCCAUAGUGGACCUGUUUAUUCUGUAAGCUUUAGUCCGGACAACAGAUUUUUAUUAAGCUGCAGCGAAGAUAAAACAGUGAGAUUAUGGUCGUUGGAUACAUUCACAUGUUUAGUUAGUUAUAAGGGUCAUAAUCAUCCUGUCUGGGAUAUCGAAUUUUCUCCGAUGGGACAUUAUUUUGUUUCAGCCUCACAUGACCAAACUGCAAGGUUAUGGUCUUGUGAUCACAUAUAUCCUUUGAGAAUUUUCGCAGGCCAUGCAAGUGAUGUAGAUUGUGUUACUUUUCAUCCCAACGGUUGUUACAUUUUCACCGGAUCAAGUGAUAGAACUUGUAGAAUGUGGGAUGUUGUUACGGGGAACUGUGUUAGGUUAUUUUUGGGUCAUAAUUCUCCUGUUACAGCAUUAAGUGUUGCACCAGACGGUAGAUGGUUAGCUUCAGCUAGUGAUGAUGGUUUGAUUAACUUGUGGGACAUUGGUUCCGGUAAGAGAUUGAAAACUAUGAGAGGUCAUGGUAGAAGAAGUAUAUAUUCACUUUCCUUUAGCAAGGAGUGUACAGUUUUGGUGAGUGCUGGCGGUGAUGGAAGUGUUAGAGUCUGGGAUUUAAAAAAGGCUACAAGCGAACCUAAUGUGGAACCAGAAGAAGUUUUUGCUCAAUAUUAUGAAAAUUUACAUCAUUCGAUCCAGUAUGAUGCUAAGAUCUAUGGUAAGAAAAGAGUUGUCAUCCCCACUAUAGAUUUGAUUUCUUCAUUUUUUACCAAACAAACACCGGUUUAUAAAGUUAGGUUCACCAGAAGUAAUUUAGUAUUUGCCGGUGGCGCAUUCGUUGAUAAAUAA
Messenger RNA from Saccharomycodes ludwigii, 2748 nucleotides. RefSeq names its product chromatin modification protein (gene TAF5). NCBI's taxonomy places the organism in Eukaryota, Fungi, Ascomycota, Saccharomycetes, Saccharomycodales, Saccharomycodaceae. Gene Ontology annotation, molecular function: protein binding; RNA polymerase II general transcription initiation factor activity. The record is from RefSeq and is a predicted model, not a curated record. Gene Ontology annotation, cellular component: transcription factor TFIID complex. Gene Ontology annotation, biological process: transcription initiation at RNA polymerase II promoter. The transcript has a single exon. Bases 1 to 2748 code for a protein of 915 amino acids.